Messenger RNA from Morus notabilis, 740 nucleotides. RefSeq lists its product as uncharacterized. NCBI's taxonomy places the organism in Eukaryota, Viridiplantae, Streptophyta, Magnoliopsida, Rosales, Moraceae. The annotation marks the transcript as partial. The record is from RefSeq and is a predicted model, not a curated record. The transcript is spliced from 4 exons.
AGUACGAAGUUAGAGAAAAGCCAACACUUAGCACAUGGAUGCAAGGUGGAUUAGACUAUAUAAUGUUGCAGUACUUGAACACCGAUGGUAUCCGUACCAUUGGUAGUGUCCUUGGUCAAAGUAUUGCUCUUGAUUACUAUGUACGCCAGGUUGAUGGAAUGGUUGCAGAAUUUACGGACAUUAACCGAGAAAUGGAAACAACUGGAAAAUUUAAAAUGCAGAGGAAAAAACUAUUUCAGUUGGUGGGAAAGGCAAAUUCUAAUCUUGCUGAUGUGAUUCUUAAACUUGGACUCUUUGAGAGAUCAGAUAUAGCUUGGAAAGAUGCAAAAUAUGCUCAGAUAUGGGAAUAUCUCAGAGAUGAAUUCGAGUUAACUCAGAGAUUCGCAAGUCUCGAUUUCAAGUUGAAGUUUGUGGAGCAUAAUAUUCGCUUCCUUCAGGAAAUUCUUCAAAAUAGGAAAUCAGAUUUUUUGGAGUGGCUCAUAAUUGGCUUGAUAGGUGCUGAAAUCCUUUUAUCUCUUUAUGACAUUGUGCACAGAUCAACUUCACUAUAGCACAUGGUAUUUGGUGCGUACGUCUACUCAAGCAAAGCUCUGAUUGUUAAUGUCAAAGUUACUGUUGUAUAUUUUUACUGCUUAUUAUAUUGGAUUUUUGAUUUCGCAAUUCGUAAUUUUGGUUCUCUGAAUCUUGUAAAUAUUAUUUGAAUUAACUGUGCAAAUUUAAUUAUCAUAUAUUGAAUAACG